UUCCUCCCCCAUUCUGCCGACUGUGCUAUCCAGUGAAGCGCCGUUGGUUCUCUCAGCCUAAGGCAGUUGUCCCCGCCGCUGCGUCGCCCCUCUCGCUGCCUCGUCGCCUCGGCGCCGCCUCGCCGUCUCAGAGAGAGAGAGAGAGAGAGGUUUCUUCUUCUUCUUCAAUCCGUCCACUCUGCGCAUUGGUUUCCUGCUGCAAGACCAUUCCCUGUUAGAAAACCUUUUUAUUCCAGAAAAGGAAGGACCAGAUUUUUUGCAGUCUAUUCUUAUGGAUCUAGAGGCUGCACGAACUGCCCGGGAAUCUCUGGACCUGGCUUUUCAGAUGUCAAACAUUCUUGACACGGGGCUUGAUCGUCAUACCCUCUCCAUCCUUAUUUCCCUCUGUGAGUUAGGUGUGAAUCCCGAAGCAUUGGCUGCUGUUGUCAAGCAGCUCCGAAGGGAAUCUACUCCAUCCUCGUCUUCCGAGGGAGCAACUGCAUCAUCAUCCUUGCCUUAGAAGGAGGAGGAGGAGUUUCACUUGGCUUUCUUUUGAACAGUCUCUGUCUGCUACCAACAACAGAGUUAAUAGUCUUAUUUCACUUAGCUUUGCCCUGAACUUGAUGUGGUCUACAUAUUCUUUCUGUGAGACAACGUAUUCUUUCUUACGUUGAGCCAAUGGGCAAUGGCAUUGGCAUUAUGCUAAACUUGAAAGAAAAUGAUUUUUUUCCCCUUU
Diospyros lotus (date-plum) is the source of this 715-nucleotide messenger RNA. Its product is annotated as mitotic-spindle organizing protein 1B-like. Bases 272 to 499 code for a protein of 75 amino acids. Gene Ontology annotation, cellular component: interphase microtubule organizing center; spindle; gamma-tubulin ring complex. Gene Ontology annotation, biological process: microtubule nucleation by interphase microtubule organizing center; mitotic spindle assembly; gamma-tubulin complex localization. The transcript has 2 exons. The record is from RefSeq and is a predicted model, not a curated record. Lineage: Eukaryota; Viridiplantae; Streptophyta; Magnoliopsida; Ericales; Ebenaceae.